Molecule: messenger RNA, 18253 nt
Organism: Coregonus sp. 'balchen'
Lineage: Eukaryota; Metazoa; Chordata; Actinopteri; Salmoniformes; Salmonidae
Source: the annotation of a GenBank genome assembly
AUGGCCAAAAGUCGGAAUAUUUCGCUCCUUGAAUCAGGUAAGGCGAAUUUAGUUUCCUAAUUCAUUGCUUAAAUUAUAAAUAAAGCUUGAUUUAAUUGAUAUCCAAUUGUGUUUACUAUUUUCUUCUAUUCACUUACAGAGCUAUAUUACCUAAUUUCACGUUUUCUAACAACGGGUCCAUGUCAGAGAGCGGCUGAGGUAAACUGGCGUGCCUUAUUGACAUAAUUUCUUACUAUUCAAAAUUGUUGGCGAAUAGUUCAUGAAAGCAACACAUUCGAAAAACCUAUUUUUGCAUCUAUUGCAGGUUCUAGCGAGCGAACUAGAAGAAUAUCAGGUGUGUAUUCCGGCAGCAGCGGCGUUCUGCCGUCGGUGUAUGUAGCUAGCUAUCCCGAUUGGACUGGAACGUAGAACUUGUCUCACUCACGAGUUUUAAGGCUUCUCUGACCGCCUCACUUGUUUGACAUCACACGUUUUUACUAACUUAAUUUCUGGCAGUAUUUCUAGCAUAUUGAGUGUUGUGAUUUACACUAACACGCUCCUUUUUUGAUAGCUAUUGCCUUGCAGAUUAGACUGGCAAGGAAAUGAACAUCCAAGAUCUUACGAACAUUUGGUAAGUCUAUAAUCUAUAGAUGUAAAUUAAUUGUCUAAUAUCUGUUAUUGUUGAAUGACAGCCACGAUGUGUGUCCAUGCUUGGGCCAUUUACUCUUUGUUCUAUUCAGAUGUAAUCGUUGUUACAUUCUUGUUACAUAAUAACCUGAUUUUAACUUUUACCGGUAUGUAGGAUGGCUUAUUUUUGUAUGUCUCGAAAGCUUGACACUGUAGUAUAGAAACACAUUUGAUAGAGCAUUUAUAAAUGUGUCUGUUGUACUGCAGAUAGGGUGGGGACUCUCGGGGUUCUGGCUACGUCAGGACACCACUGUUGACCAAUCCACGUCCUAGAAAGGCUGUCGUUGCGUUAUUUUCCUUGUGACCUGUGUUGUGAUUCGUCGGUUGAAGAAUGUGUUUUACAUAAAGCGUUCUGCACACAAAUAAUAUAGCACACUGGUGGAAUGAGAUCAGAUGUACAUGAAGAACCCAAGUUAUGUCAGUGAUAUUUAUUUGCGCCUAGAAAAAGAAAGAAUUUAUAUUAUCUUACCGUGCCAUGUGCCACUGGCUGACAGUGUACAGAAAUAUUAGACAGAAAGACUAUGAUGAUCUCAAUAAUAAAUAGACAAUGUGGUUGCAGUACUGUAGUUUCAUGAUUCCUGCUGUCAUCAUUAUUAUUAUUUUUUAAAUUUUAGUAAUUUAGUAGAUGCUCCAGAAUGACUUACAGGAGCAAUUAGGGUUUGCUCAAGGGCACAUCGACAGAUUUUUUUAACCUAGUCGGCUCGGGGAUUCUAACAAGCGACAUUUCGGUUACUGGCCCAAUGCUCUUAAUAGCUACCCAACCUAUAAAUGUACAAAUGUUGGGAUAGCUUGAUUGAAGAAAGAACAAAGCAUGCAUAAUGGUUUAACAAUGAAAGUUGGAUGAGUCAUACUGCUCAUCAUCAACACUUAUGUUUGAUCCCAUAGGUUGCAGCCAACAGACACAUUUCACCUGACCAUUUGCUGCAGAUCUGUAAGCAGAUUGGGCCGAUUCUGGACAAAGAGGUGCCAUCAUGUGUUCCAGGUGUACAUUCCCUACUGGGAACCGGGAGGCAGUCCUUACUCAGAACAUCAAAGGGUGCAGAACUUUACAUGUAUAUUGUCUGAGCGUGACUUCUAAAUGUAUACAUCAGCAACUAUUCGUUCUGAAAUCGAAUUGUAAAAUGAAAUGAUUAAAUUACUUACUUCUUUCCACCUCUUCCAGAUUACGGCAAUGUUCGGAGGAAAGGCUCAUCAUUUGCUGCCCUGCACAGAGGGAGACCACCAGAGAUGCCUUUGACCUGCAAGGAUCCUCCAAAUCUAGGUAUUCCCUGACACAGGAUUGACAUGUUCACACAUUAUUAUUUUCUAUUUAUGCCGGUACUGUAAAUUCAAUGUGUGCGUAUAACUCAACACAUUCUGUGUUAUUUUCUGUUAACAUGUUUGGACUCUAAAUCAUAGUGUUUUGUCCUUCACAGUGGAGGUGUACAGAGGAAGGGAGCUAACAGGUACUCAACAGUUCAGCACUGUGAACCCUGUAAGCAACUAUCAGCACAUGCGGAUGCACAGGAGGAUUCUGGGUCAUCUGUCUGCAGUCUACUGCAUCGCUUUUGAUCGAACCGGUCUCAGGAUUUUCACAGUGAGUUUUGUCAUGAUAAAGAUCAUGUUCUUGGGGGAAAUCAUGUUAGGUGGUAUACCCGAGGCUCAUCACUUUAUCUACCUUAUCAAACCCAAUUUCAAGGGCUCGGACGACUGCUUGGUGAAGAUAUGGUCUUCGUUUGACGGGAGGCUUCACUCCACCCUGCGAGGACAUUCUGCUGAGAUCUCAGACCUGGCUGUCAGCUUUGAGAAUACCUUGAUGGCGGCUGGCAGCUGUGACAAAACCAUCCGAGUGUGGUGCCUUCGUACCUGUGCCCCUAUGGCUGUCUUACAGGGGCACAGUGGAUCCAUUACCUCCCUACAGGUAGGAGCUUCCAUAUUCCUCCAACACCCUUAUGUUUCUAUCUGACAUGUUAGCCGGGCAAAUAGUAUGUAAGCUAAUGCUGUCCACAGUUUUGCAAAUGUAGGACACCAUGCAAAAGUGUAAUGUGAUAACUGCAUUCAGCACUUUUUAUCUCAUGAUGUACAUACUAAACCUGAUCGCUUCAGAAACUCACAUUGGACUACUAGUGUGAUUGCUCUCUGUACUGUAGACAUCCCUCAGUAUAGAUGUGGGUGCAUAAGUCUGUGUGUCUGGAACAGCAUUUAACUUUGUGAAUUACAUCUGUCCUCAGUUCUCACCAUUUGCCAAGGGCUCAAAGAGAUACCUGGUGUCCACUGGAACUGAUGCAACAAUCUGCUUUUGGCAGUGGGAUGUCAAUAACAUCAAUUUCAGGUGAGUUUCAACUACUGGUAAUUUGAUCAAGAUGAUAAUUGCACCCUGAAAAUUACAUAAUAAGUCUGAAACAUUUACACUCUUGUUUGGAAAGUGAUCGCCCGCAGAAGUUUACAGAACGACCCAGGCCGGGAGUUCAGAUGGUGUGCUCAUCAUUCAGUCCAGGUAACGAUGUCAAGAUAGCAGUUUUGUGUAAAAGAAUACUUUGGAUCUUUAAAUACAUUUCUACAAAUUGAUCAUACAGUACCUAUUACACUAACCAUAGCUGAUACAAUUUUCAACAGAAGUAUUGAUCCAACUUUUUACCUCACCAACUGUUACAAGUACAAGUUAUUUUAACAUGGGUAUACAGAGGCUCUGAACCAAAUUGAGAUAAAUUGAUAGUUUUUUUGUUUUAUUAAACAUUUUAGGUGGCAUGUUCUUAGCGACGGGAAGUACUGACGAUGUCAUCAGGAUAUAUUACCUGGGAGGUGGGAACCCUGAAAAAAUAUCAGAGCUUCAUGAACACACGGUAAGAUCCCUUGAAAAGCAGAUAACCCAUCACAUAGCAGCGAACAGCUGAACACAAGGAAAGAAUGAGUUCCUAAAACAAAUAAUCAUUAAAUCUAUUCAAGCUAUAAUUUACAACAAAUACAAACAACGUUGAUGUAAUAUUCUAAUCAUUGUUGUCAAUAUAUGUUCUCAUUUUUAGGACAAGGUCGACAGCAUCCAAUUUUGCCACUCAGGAGAAAGGUAUGAUCAAUGUCACCUUAACCCAACAGUUUUUCUUUAAGGAUUCAUGAGGAUUGUCUAGAGUUCAUUGUCUUGGUUUGCCUCGUCUCGUAGGUUUGUGAGUGGCAGUCGAGAUGGCACAGCACGCAUCUGGAGGCUGACUCAGCGUCAGCAGUGGAGGAGCCUUCUUCUCAACAUGAACGCCACUCUACCAGGGUAAGGAAUGAACAGCUUGACGGCACCUUUACAUACACCUACACAUACUUGUAUCUGUUUUCCUCCUUUCAUAUCAACUUUCUCUUCAGCUCGGAACACGCGACCGAUGAGGAAAGCUUUUUCAAGCCCAAGGUCACCAUGGUAGCGUGGGAUCGCCAUGACAACUCAGUAAUCACAGCAGUCAACAACCAUAUCCUCAAAGUGUGGAACUCCUACACGGGCCAGCUGCUACAUAUCCUUAAAGUAGGAGCAACCGCAUUAUCUUACAUUCUAUUUUCAUGAACAGUGCGUUCUCACAAAGAUAGCUGAGGACAUUUUGUAUCUGUGACUACUAGUAGUGUAGAUCAAUUUCUAUAUAAAUAAUUGUUGAGGGAUAGUCCUAGAUUCCUUGGUCAGGAGGACAUUAUAGUUGUUCUACUGUUUUUCCCCUUGCCACUGCUUGUCACUGUAAGCAUGCUUUCCAGGAGCGUUUCCUGAAAUUGUUUUGGCAAGUGACUUGGUAAAACAGCAGAAUACCUUCAGACAGUGAGUUGACCUGACAGCUGUGUGAUGUUCUCUGCAGGGCCACGAGGCUGAGGUGUUUGUCCUGGAGCCCCACCCCUCAGACCCCAGGAUCAUGCUUUCUGCUGGCCACGACGGAAACGUCUUCAUCUGGGACCUCGUCCGGGGCACAAAGACACAGCACUACUUCAACAUGGUGAGGAGGAGCCACGCACCACAGAAGACCUAACAGUAACAUCCAUUCUCUCCAACUAUGACUGACUCUAUCUUGGUUGCUCCGUCUCCCCUACAGAUUGAGGGCCAGGGUCAUGGUGCUGUCUUUGACUGCAAGUUCACUCCCGACGGCCAGCGCUUUGCCUGCACAGACUCCCACGGCCAUCUGGUCAUAUUCGGCUUUGGGAGCUCCAAGCCAUACGAGAAGGUAAGGAUGGAGCUCCUACUACGUCUAUACAUAGGAAAGAGUCCUCUAUUCAAUGGUUUGAGAUGACAUCCCAGUGAGAUUGUCUGUCUUUGUCCAGCUUCCAGAUCAGGUGUUUUUCCACACUGACUAUCGGCCACUGAUUCGGGACGCCAACGGCUUUGUGUUGGAUGAGCAGACCCAGCAGGCACCCCACCUCAUGCCCCCUCCCUUCCUGGUGGAUGUGGAUGGGAACCCCCACCCCCCCAGAUACCAGCGGCUGGUCCCCGGGAGGGAGAACAUUGCAGACGAACACCUGGUGCCUCAGCUGGGAUAUGUCGCCACAAGUAUGUGAACUAGCCUUUGAGGCAGUUGUAAGGCGGUAUGAUCCUGGUGUUUAUUGGACCAGUACAACUCCACACUAAAAGAGCAGUUGGGCACGUGUGUUUGUGUGGAUGGGUGGGUUUUGUUUGUCCAUUGCAACUACCAUCUGUUUCUCUGAGAAUUUGUGAGUGGGUGGGUGGGUUACUUAAGACCCUUGCCACUACCUCACACUGUGUCCAUGUCGUCCCCCUCAGGUGAUGGCGAGGUUAUGGAGCAGGUGAUCAGUCAGCUGACCACGGACCACGAGGCGGCCACGGCCAGACGCAGCAUUCUGGACGACACCAUCAGGCAGCUGCAGGAGCAGCAGGACAGGCAGAGCAGACAAGGGACAUUGGCCCCAGCACAGGCCCCAGCGUUCUCAGCCCCCAGCACCCCACGCAGAAGUACCACAACACACCCACACUGUCAGUUCUACUAGCAGUAUUGUGUGGUAGCAUGCAAGAUAACAACAUGUUCCUAGCUCUUUUCCUUUCCACAAGCUACCAUUGCUCUUGGGCAUCCUCAAAUACUUUGUAUUCCUAUAUGUUAAUGGUCAAUGACUCCAUUGGAAAUGGAAAAUACUUUUUGGGUCCUGGACAAGCAGUCAUGUUGUGUUCCCUCCUCUCCCGCUCUGUACCCAGCGUCAGUGAAUGAGCGAAGUGCAGCUGAGGUGCAGUCGUCCCCUAACGUGGGUCUGCGGCGCAGUGGGCAGGUGGAGGGGGUGAGACAGAUGCACCAGAACGCCCCUCGCAGCCAGAUGGCCACAGAGAGGGACCUGCAGGCCUGGAGACGCAGAGUGGUGGUACCUGAGCUCUCAUCCAGCGGUUACAGGUGAGACAGCCAUCCCUCUAUUCCUCAAACAACAAGGGGAGAUCGUCUGUAUAGUUGGUUAUAUAAGACAAAGGAUGUCAUGUUCUGUGCCUUGACUUUUUCCACAUUUUGUUAGGUUACGGCCUUAUUCUAAAAUUGAUGAAAUUGUUUUUUUCCCUCAUCAAUUUACACACAAUACCCCAUAAUGACAAAGCAAAAACAGAAAUAUGACAUUUACAUAAGUAUUGAGACCUUUUACUCAGUACUUUGUUGAAGCACCUUUGGCAGUGAUUACAGCCUUGCGUCUUCUUGGGUAUGACGCUACAAGCUUGGCACACCUGUAUUUUUGGAGUUUCUCCCAUUCUUCUCUGCAGAUCCUCUCAAGCUCUGUCCGGUUGGAUGGGGAGCGUUGCUGCACAGCUAUUUUCAGGUCUCUCCAAAGAUGUUUGAUAGGGUUCAAGUCCGGGCUCUGGCUGGGCCACUCAAGGACAUUCAGAGACUUGUCCCGAAGCCACUCCUGCGUUGUCUUGGCUGUGUGCUUAGGGUCAUUGUCCUGUUGGAAGGUGAACCUUCGCCCCAGUCUGUGGUCCUGAGCGCUCUGGAGCAGGUUUUCAUCAAGGAUCUCUCUUUACUUUGCUCCGUUCAUCUUUCCCUCGAUAGUCUCCCAGUCCCUGCCGCUGAAGAACAUCCCCACAGCAUGAUGAUGCUGCUGCCACCACCAUGCUUCACCAUAGGGAUGGUGCCAGGUUUCCUCCAGAUGUGACGCUUUGCAUUGAGGCCAAAGAGUUCAAUCUUGGUUUCAUCAGACCAGAUAAUCUUGUUUCUCAUGGUCUGAGAGUCUUUAGGUGCCUUUUGGCAAACUCCAAGCUGGCUGUCCUGCCUUUUACUGAGGAGUGGCUUCCGUCUGGCCACUCUACCAUAAAGGCCUGAUUGGUGGAGUGCUGCAGAGAUGGUUGUCCUUCUGGAAGGUUCUCCCAUCUCCACAGAGGAACUCUAGAGCUCUGUCAGAGUGACCAUCGGGUUCUUGGUCACCUCCCUGACCAAGGCCCUUCUCCCCCGAUUGCUUAAUCCUCUGAGCUCUACGGACAAUUCAUUUGACCCCAUGGCUUGGUUUUUGCUCUGACGUGCACUGUCAACUGUGGGACCUGAUAUAGACAGGUGUGUGCCUUUCCAAAUCAUGUCCAAUCAAUUGAAUUUACCACAGGUGGACUCCCAUCAAGUUGUAGAAACAUCUCAAGGAUGAUCAAUGGAAACAGGAUGCACCUGAGCUCAAUUUUGAGUCUCAAAGCAAAGGGUCUGAAUACUUAUGUAAAUAAGGUAUUUCUGUAUUUUGUAAAAAAAAAAAAAAAGGGCUAACAUUUCUACAAACCUGUUUUCGCUUUGUCAUUAUUUACAUUUUAGUCAUUUAGCAGACGCUCUUAUCCAGAGCGACUUACAGUUAGUGAGUGCAUACAUUUUUCACACUGGCCCGCCGUGGGAAUCGAACCCACAACCCUGGCAUUGCAAGCGCCAUGCUCUACCAACUGAGCUACAGGAGGCCUUAUGGGGUAUUGUGUGUAGAUUGGUGAGGAAAUUGUUUCAUUUAAUCCAUUUUAGAAUAAGGCUGUAACGUAACAAAAUGUGGAAAAAAGUCAAGGGGUCUGAAUACUUUCUGAAGGCACAGUAUAUAAACAAGCCUACUCCUAAAUGGUUAAUCUCUAGAACAUUAUUUCUGAAAUGCAAGUUGAAAUGAAAAGUGUAAAUUAUCUUAUAGUUGCCAGGAUGACUUCCGAAUUACAAAAGGAGAGGAGGAGAUUGCCUUAUACAAUGCAAAGAAACGACGUGUAACAUAUAGCAGUUGUAGAGUAAGUAGACCAAUUUUUUUCAUUUAAAAAUCAUGACUGACCACAGGAAUUGUUAAAUGAUACUGACCUCAUACCUGCAUUUCUGCUUUGCUUCUGCCUCAGGAUGAUUCUGAAGAUGAACUGCCUUGCAUUAAACGAGCACAGUCCCGCAUAAAGCAAAAAGUAUUCCAGCAGAGCAGAGAUGGCAUUGUGGAGGAAUUAAUCGAGUUUUCCUGUGAGGAGGGAGAGGAGACCGCAACAUCAGAGGUACAUUCUAUGUGAUAAGAAAUAUGCUUUUGACAUGUCCGUUAGAGAAUAACAAGCUAUUUGGUAUAUUGGUGAAAGUGGUAAAUCUUGCGAUCUCCUUCCCCUCCUCUAGGACCAUGAGAUGGAGGGCAGUGAACUGGAUUCAUCCAAUGAGGAAGAGGAAUGGAAAAGUGACAGUUCAAGGUACAGAUGAGCUCUUUGCUUCUCUUGAUUCCCUACAAGAGGUACAGUGGGGAAAAAAAGUAUUUAGUCAGCCACCAAUUGUGCAAGUUCUCCCACUUAAAAAGAUUAGAGAGGCCUGUAAUUUUCAUCAUAGGUACACGUCAACUAUGACAGACAAAUUGAGAGAAAAAAAAUCCAGAAAAUCACAUUGUAGGAUUUUUAAUGAAUUUAUUUGCAAAUUAUGGUGGAAAAUAAGUAUUUGGUCACCUACAAACAAGCAAGAUUUCUGGCUCUCACAGACCUGUAACUUCUUCUUUAAGAGGCUCCUCUGUCCUCCACUCGUUACCUGUAUUAAUGGCACCUGUUUGAACUUGUUAUCAGUAUAAAAGACACCUGUCCACAACCUCAAACAGUCACACUCCAAACUCCACUAUGGUCAAGACCAAAGAGCUGUCAAAGGACACCAGAAACAAAAUUGUAGACCUGCACCAGGCUGGGAAGACUGAAUCUGCAAUAGGUAAGCAGCUUGGUUUGAAGAAAUCAACUGUGGGAGCAAUUAUUAGGAAAUGGAAGACAUACAAGACCACUGAUAAUCUCCCUCGAUCUGGGGCUCCACGCAAGAUCUCACCCCAUGGGGUCAAAAUGAUCACAAGAACGGUGAGCAAAAAUCCCAGAACCACACGGGGGGACCUAGUGAAUGACCUGCAGAGAGCUGGGACCAAAGUAACAAAGCCUACCAUCAGUAACACACUACUCCGCCAGGGACUCAAAUCCUGCAUUGCCAGACGUGUCCCCCUGCUUAAGCCAGUACAUGUCCAGGCCCGUCUGAAGUUUGCUAGAGUGCAUUUGGAUGAUCCAGAAGAGGAUUGGGAGAAUGUCAUAUGGUCAGAUGAAACCAAAAUAUAACUUUUUGGUAAAAACUCAACUCAUCGUGUUUGGAGGACAAAGAAUGCUGAGUUGCAUCCAAAGAACACCAUACCUACUGUAAUGCAUGGGGGUGGAAACUUCAUGCUUUGGGGCUGUUUUUCUGCAAAGGGACCAGGACGACUGAUCCGUGUAAAGGAAAGAAUGAAUGGGGCCAUCUAUCGUGAGAUUGUGAGUGAAAACCUCCUUCCAUCAGCAAGGGCAUUGAAGAUGAAACGUGGCUGGGUCUUUUAGCAUGACAAUGAUCCCAAACAGGGACGGCUUGUUCAAUAGGGCGAUAUGGGCGACGCACUGCCAAACGGGAAAAGGAAGGGAUUUUUUUUCUAAUCAAUUAUAUCACGGCAACAGCAGUUAUCAGUGUUCACGUCUGAUCUGCCAGCCACUAAAUGUCAAAUCAGGCUAAAGUCGUGCUUCAAAUGGCCCCGCCCGUUUUUGGGGCGAUUUCAGUCAAGUUGAAAAUCGCCCAGAAGUCUCUCAUAGCCUGUCAUGUAAAAUCUAUUUUUUUCACAUUUCAAAGCUUUCAAUACAUUCUCUAUGGGUGUCUGUGGGCUUGCACUUACGCGCUUUCGUCAUACGUGACGUAACGUUGAACGUAACUAAGACAAUGGCGGCUAGAAGCGUCUCUGUUGCGACCUGCAGUGCGGCGUUAUUUUAUGUUUUUAAUUUGUAGACUUAGUUUACAAACAUUCUGCCAACCAUGGAUUUCCAGUGGUUGGUUUUGGACUGAUCUUGUUGAUCGUGUACAUACCCGCUACGAACGGACUAAAUAAUGAAAACGCUGCAGGCAGCUGAAUCCCAAUACAGCUGGGAGACUUGGCUGGAUGAGUCCCGGACAGAGAAGUGGAGCCGGCCACCUUCACCCUGGUCAGAGUGGACCGCGAUCCUGGUAAGAGAGCGACUCUGUACCCCGACAUUGAACUGCUUUCUGUGUCAUUGCGACCUUACUAUCAAUUCAAUUCAAUUUAAGGGCUUUAUUGGCAUGGGAAACGUGUGUUAACAUUGCCAAAGCAAGGGAAGUAGAUAGUAAACAAAAGUGAAAUAAACAAUAAAUAUUAACAGUAAACAUUACACUCAGAAGUUUCAAAAGAAUAAAGACAUUUCAAAUGUCAUAUUAUGUAUAUAUACAGUGUUGUUACAAUGUGCAAAUAGUUAAAGUACAAAUGGGAAAAUAAAUAAACAUAAAUAUGGGUUGUAUUUACAAUGGUGUUUGUUCUUCACUGGUUGCCCUUUUCUUGUGGCAACGGGUCACAAAUCUUGCAGCUGUGAUGGCACACUGUGGUUUUUCACCCAGUAGAUAAGGGAGUUUAUCAAAAUUGGGUUUGUUUUCGAAUUCUUUGUGGAUCGCUGUAAUCUGAGGGAAAUAUGUGUCUCUAAUAUGGUCAUACAUUUGGCAGGAGGUUAGGAAGUGCAGCUCAGUUUCCACCUCAUUUUGUGGGCAGUGUGCACAUAGCCUGUCUUCUCUUGAGAGCCAGGUCUGCCUACGGCGGCCUUUCUCAAUAGCAAGGCUAUGGUCACUGAGUCUGUACAUAGUCAAAGCUUUCAUUAAGUUUGGGUCAGUCACAGUGGUCAGGUAUUCUGCCACUGUGUACUCUCUGUUUAGGGCCAAAUAGCAUUCUAGUUUGCUCUGUUUUUUUGUUUGUUCUUUCCAAUGUGUCAAGUAAUUCUCUUUUUGUUUUCUCAUGAUUUGGUUGGGUCUAAUUGUGUUGUUGUUGUUGUUGUUGUUGUUGUCCUGGGGCUGUGUGGGGUCUGUUUGUGUUUGUGAACAGAGGCCCAGGACAAGCUUACUUAGGGGACUCUUCUCCAAGUUCAUCUCUCUGUAGGUGAUGGCUUUGUUAUGGAAGGUUUGGGAAUCGCUUCCUUUUAAGUGGUUACUGUCUGCCCCGUGAGUUCCCCCAAUUGUUUGUUACCGUUGUGUACUGUUGAUAAUCACAAGUUUACUGGAGAACUGAGACCAAGUAGAGACUUUGGACAGGGUGGAUAUGGUAUAAUAAAGGCAGUUUAUUCAGAGGUAAAGAUAUCUGGAAUCGCGUGCACGGACUCGUGCACGUGUGUAGGUCACCUAAAUCAUCAGAAAAAUUGCCCCUCCUGAGAAUUUUUUCAGGAGCCGCCACUGAUCCCAAACACACCUCCCGGGCAACGAAGGAGUGGCUUCGUAAGAAGCAUUUCAAGGUCCUGGAGUGGCCUAGCCAGUCUCCAGAUCUCAACCCCAUAGAAAAUCUUUGGAGGGAGUUGAAAGUCCGUGUUGCCCAGCGACAGCCCCAAAACAUCACUACUCUAGAGGAGAUCUGCAUGGAGGAAUGGGCCAAAAUACCAGCAACAGUGUGUGAAAACCUUGUGAAGACUUACAGAAAACGUUUGACCUGUGUCAUUGCCAACAAGGGGUAUAUAACAAAGUAUUGAGAAACUUUUGUUAUUGACCAAAUACUUAUUUUCCACCAUAAUUUGCAAAUAAAUUCAUAAAAAUCCUACAAUGUGAUUUUCUGGAAUUUAUUUUCUCAUUUUGUCUGUCAUAGUUGACAUGUACCUAUGAUGAAAAUUACAGGCCUCUCUCAUCUUUUUAAGUGGGAGAACUUGCACAAUUGGUGGCUGACUAAAUACUUUUCUUCCCCACUGUACAUGACGUAUGUCAUAUUGUUGUUUCCCUUGGUUUAAUGCUAACAUAACUUACGUUGCCCAUGACAGCCACUCGUCCAGUGAGUACUCUGACUGGACAGCGGACGCUGGGAUUAACCUGCAGCCCUCCACUCCCGUGUCAUCACGGAAACGAGUUCGCCGCCAUCUUAGCAGCUCGGAGGAGGAGGAAGAGGAGAAGCAGCAGCAAAGUGAGGAUGAAGAACGACCUCAGACUAGCAAGCAGAAAUCCAAGAAGCCCAAAAGCAAGACAACCAAGGUUAUCCGCUGUACUAACCUGCAUAUUUUGUUUGUCAAUGCUUGCAUCCUGCUAUGGUAUGACAAAAUGUAGUUUCACUUCCCUAUUGAAUAUUAAAUAAAUCUUACGUAAUUGUUCAUUUGUAUCACAGCGGCCUAAAGCCAGGCCGUCGAUCAACAGAGAAGUCUCCAACGAGUUCAGACCGUCAACGUGGAUCACUGAUGUCAUUCCCAGGAAGUCGCCCUUCGUUCCCCAGAUGGGUGAUGAGGUACGUGGCUCUGUCUGGACCAUAUGUCUCCCCUACUGUGUUGUGUGCAUCUCUGGGGUCUAAAUCAGAGGAGGCUGGUGGGAGGAGCUAUAGUAAUGGCUGGAAUGGAAUAAAUGGAACAUUAUCAAACAUAUGGAAACCACGUUUGACUCUGUUCCAUUUAUUCCAUUCCAGCAAUUUCAAUGAGCCCGUCCUCUUAUAGCUCCUCCCACCAGCCUCUGGUCUAAUUACUGUUACCCUCUCUCUCCCUCAGGUCAUCUAUUUCCGCCAGGGUCACGAGGCGUAUGUGGAGGCGGUGAACAGGAACAACUUGUACCCCAUUAACAUGGAGAAACAGCCCUGGAGGAAGAUGGAGCUGAGGGUAAGAACAUCAUGUCCACUCCAAACUAGGAAAUUGAUGAAUCUGUCUUCCACUGAUGCAGUAGAAAAUGGGUUAGUGUGUUAAGAUGACCUGUGUCUAAAAGGACAUUGUUGAAGAGUAACUUGAAGCUCUCCUUCUCUCUACAGGACCAAGAAUUUGUUAAAAUAACUGGGAUCAAGUAUGAAGUGUGCCCUCCGACACUGUGCCGCCUGAAACUGACGCUCAUUGACCACGGCACGGGCAAAAUCACAGACAAAUCAUUUUAUGUAAAGUAAGUGAUGCAACCGCUUCAAAGUGUCUAUAACAUUGAAGAUACAUGUACACAGAUAUUACCAGAGACAUUUGGUAACUUUGGACUUCUGUACGCCUCCCCUCAGGUACCAUGACAUGCCGGAUGUGAUUGACUUCCUCGUGCUUCGGCAGAGUUAUGAUGAAGCAAGCAGUAGAGUCUGGCAGCCAAGUAAGUUAACAAUGCAUCUCUCUUCAGGGGUUCCUCACACUACUCAAGGUCCAGUAACACAUUUCCUCCACCUAAAAUGGUAAUAUUCCUCACUGCAGAUGACAGAUUCCGGUCAGUAAUAGAUGAUGCCUGGUGGUUUGGGAUCAUUGUCUGUCAGGAGCCAUAUCAGCUUGAAUAUCCUGACAGUCAUUUCCAAUGCUUCAAAGUCAGGUGAGAAUGUGUUAAAGUGCUAGUAUGAUUGGGUCUGCAAUGUUGGAAACCAGUGAAACCAGCGGUUGAUUGCAUGCUUCUAACCUGCUUGGUUUUGUUGUCAGAUGGGACAAUGGCGAAACGGAGAAGCUAAGUCCAUGGGAUGUGGAAGCUAUUCCAGAGGAUGGUAAUUUAACAGACUCUGUUGUUGUAAAUGGGACAUUCUAGGACUUAGUACAGUAUUUGGUAAUGGACUGUAUGGUAACAAUGGUGUGUGUUUGUGUGCUUGUGUGUGCUCUUCAGCCCAGCAACCUGAGUCUGUAGGUGGAGGGGUUCCAGUGACGGCAGAGGAGAUGAGAGAGGUCAUGUAUAAACCCCAGACAGGAGAGUGGGGUGAGAGGAGCAGAGACGACGAGUGUGAACGCAUCAUAGCAGGCAUUGACCAACUCAUCACUGUCGGUAAGCACACUCACCACUGUACUUUGGUACUACAUCCUCCUCAGCAGACCUCGCAUUGUAUACCAUUCCUAGAUGGGCUAGUGAGGUUUAGAAUGUUUCAUUCACAGUACUUCUGUUUUUUUUCUCAUUGACAGAUAUUGUAGCCCCAUUCUCUGGCCCUGUGGACAUAGUUCAAUACCCAACCUACUGCACGGUGAUAGCCUUCCCCACAGACCUGGGCACAAUCAGACUGAGACUGAUGAAUAGGUUCUACAGGCGACUGUCCGCUUUAGUUUGGGAUGCCAGAUACAUUGUGCACAAUGCCCGGACUUUCAAUGAGCCAAGGAGCAAGAUAGCCCAUUCAGCAAAACUUAUAACAGAUGUCCUGCUAAAAUUUAUCAAGUGAGUUGUCCAAGUGUUAUUGAGCUCAAACUUAUACAGGUAAAUGUAUUUGUAUUUAACAACUUAUGUUGCCUUUUUAUUUCCUCAGUCGACCUAGCUGUACAGAUAUCAUGGAGAUCUACAAUGCUAUUGAAGACAUGGACUAUACAGAUGAGGUAAAUCAGGUUUGAUCAUCAAAUCAUUCAAACCUUGCUGUGUAACAUUUGGGAUGAACUGAUGUUGAUUUAAAUGUCUUUCCCAGGAACUGGAAGAGGCACCAGGCCCCUCUUCUGGACACAGACUGCGCCAGGUAAAUAAUGAAAGGUCAUGUAAAAUCAGCAAUGAAAAUUGAGGGAAGUGGCUGGGAUGUUAUCUUAUGUCUUAUGUGUCUUCCUUUAUCCCAGCGCUCUGUGGAGACGGUAUCUGACCGGGACUCCUGGAAGGGGCAGUGCAAGCGCCUGAUGAACUAUGUCUUUGAGUGUGAGGACUCCGAGCCCUUCAGAAAGCCUGUGGAUCCUACCUCCUACCCAGUAAGAGAACACAGAGUUCUACUGUAAUAAUGACUCUGGCUUUGACAGAACUGUUGAUCGAAUGUGACUCAUGUCUGUUUGCAGGACUACCUUAGCAUCAUUGACACUCCCAUUGACUUUGGGAUGGUGAAGGGGACCCUUGAGGAGGACCGCUAUGAAAACCCCAUGGAGCUCUGCAAAGACGCACGUCUGAUAUUUGCCAACGCUAAAGCCUUCACGCCAAACAAACGCUCAAAGGUAUUUCAGCUCUUGCAUUUCCAAACCAUACAAGCGAUUCCAGUGUAAGAAAUCCUUAUACCUUAAUCAAAAACUAGAAUUCAGCAAUCUUAUAUUAAGUUGAUUUUUCAUUUACAAUUUGACAUUGGUCAGGUUCUGGUUUGUCAUCAAUCUAGUGACUAGGACCUGAUGCCAAGUUGCUGUGCUCUACAGAUUUCUAUCUCCUCUGUCCCCAGAUCUACAGUAUGACUUUGCGGCUCUCUGCAUUCUUCGAAGAGCGAAUCAGAACAAUCAUAUCGCAAUACAAAACUGCCAUCAAGAGCAGCGAGAAGCUCCGCCGCAGCCAGAGGUUCCGGAAGAAGCUUCAGCACCACGAGUCUGCUGCACCCAGCACUGACACCACUAGGUAGGCCUCACUUCUACUGCCAACAGACCUCAUUGGGCUUAGGGAAAUGUACUUGUGUGGUCCACAGGACAUACAGCACUUCUAAUGAUAUUGUUCUUUCCCUUCAGUCAAAAGAGGACUGCUCUAAAAACUCAGGAAAAAGAAGCGGCGUCGACGACCAAAUCUACCUCAGCCAAAGUGUCUGCUCCUGAGAGAACCAGGAGGAGGAGCCACAGCAGUGACAGCUCAGGCCACAGCUCUUCUGAAGCCUCCUCAGGGUCAGACUCUGAGAUUGACAGUGAGUUAUAUAUGAGUGACUCUGAAGAGGAGAAACGACUGGGGUCCUCACGGCACCAUCACAGCAGAGAGACCAGGGGAACCAGAAGAGUCACCAGGAACAAUGGGGCAAAGAAGAAAAAAAGUGAGGAUUUCACAUCAUUUCGGCAGAAGGCAGAUAGCGAGACAUCCCUUAAUAGCUGUCCCUCUAAUAAAAUCCCUGUUUUUGAUCCCCCUUUAUUUCAGUUGCUGAGAGCAAGAGUGAGGAGGAGUCCUCCAAUGAGGGGGAGGAGAGUGAGGACGGUGAGAAGUCGUCCAACACUAUGUCUCGCCGAUUCCCCAGCAGGUCCAGCACCAGGCUAACCAGGAACAAUGCUGCUGCCUAUAGGAAGCAUACUAAACGGCCAGGUAAACACCAUCACACCAUAGAAGAAAAGGGGCAGAUAACUGCCCUUAUGGUCAAAGGUCUGAACUGUCUGUACAGAGCAGAUCUUUUUUUAGUUAUUAUGAUUAUUAGCCGUUAAAGUGUUGUUGCUGCUCUGUGUGUGUCCAGAGAGGGGUGCCCUGAUGAACGGUCACAGCAGAACAUUUGGGCGAGAGAGGCAGCGAGGCAGCGACUCUGAGAGAUCACCAUCCCAGGGUACAGACACUUACAGGGAUGAGGAGGAGAAUGUGGGCCGCAGGACACUGAAAAGGAAGACUGCCAGGGCAGCUGUCAACAAGAUGAAGCUUCUGGAAGCCUCUGAGGAAGACUAUGGUUCAGCCUCUGAGGAUGAGGACAAGCAUAGGAGGAAAAGCAGCCGCCAUGCGACCCGAGCCAGCAAACGCACUGCCGUGAUCCAGAGCAGCUCUGAAUCAGAGGAUCAGUCAUCAGCACAGAGUGAGCACCCAAUGUCAGCUUAGACUGGUUUGGAUAAACUAUUAUUGUUCAAGGAUCUAUUGUACCAGAGCCACAAAAGGGGGCAUUCUUUGAGAACAAAUUUCAACACUGUUAGGUAACAUACGCUUUCUCUCACCUAGGUUCUAAAAAAGGCAAGGAUUCAUCGGGUGAUUGGGAGAACAAUGAGGACAGUAUUGAGAGUGAAGCGUCAUCCUCUCGUUGCCAUCAGAAUGGAGAGCGGAAGAACUCCAGCAGCCGCAGGACAACCAGACAAGCUGCAGGGACAGUGGGUAAGGGUAAGAGCUACAGGCAUACUGUAAAUGCUUUCAGUCAUGGCUACUCACUCAAUUCAUUCAUUUGUUGCUGUAGUGUUAAUGUUUGUCUCUCUCUUUCAGAUGAUUUGUCUCAUGUAAAUGGGCACAGCACAAAACAUCAACAGGCUGACAGUAACUCUGAGAAAGAGGAGGAGGAGGAGGAGGAGAGCUCUGACAGUGAAGAAGAGGAGGAAGAAAAAGAGGAAGAAGCUAUUGUGUGUCAGAAGUCUUCCAGAAGCACGUCAAUUGCUGCAGUGAGCAAAAGUAGAACUUGCAUUACCAGUAAUGUGGCGGAAGAGAAGUCUGGCUCCAGAAAGAGACAACACACAACACGAGACCACAAUGCUCAAAAGCACCCUCACCAAAAUGGGAGAAAGGUGGAGAAAGAACAUCCUAAAGACUCUGAGAAAAAUAGUAAAUUACCAUCAAAAAGCAAAGAACAGACAUCUGCCUUAACCCACAAACAGGAUGGCCCUGAAUCAGAGGAACUCAGUGACACUCCAAAGAGAUCACGCUCUCGCAAGAAAAGAGUGAAGUCUGAAGAGGAGGAGGAGGAAGAGGAGGAAGACGAAGCUGACAGCAACCACUCAGAUGAUGAAUCUGAGGGAGAAUCCAAUAAAAAACCUCUGUUGCAAAACAACAAACCCAAAAGACAGAGUCGCAAUGACUCUGAUUCAGAGAGCGAGGAGGAGGAAGUUGUACCCAACAGGAGAGCAAGGAGGAAACUGCAUGCUUCCUCAGAGGAAGAAUCUGAUGGGAAGGAGAAGCAUAGCCCUAGCAGGCGGCCUUGCCUUCGAGCCCAACCAAAAAAGAAAUACAUCAAUGAAGACUCUGAGGAGGACUUGAACUCUGAGAUGCAAGGCAGUUGUAAGAAUGGGAAGAGCAAUGCUGUUUCAGAUAAAGGAUAUCAACGCAACCGAAGAAAAGCCUCCCCAGUUGCUACAAAACAACAGUCCUCUUCCAAGAGAAAACGCAUUUACACCUCAGACUCCUCAGACAACCCUGAUGAAAAGAAACAGUGCAUGCCCAAGGCUAAGAGCUACUGUGAAGGUCAGGACGAGAGGGAGACAAAAAGAUCAAGCUCCAAGCAUCCCAAGAAGGAAUCUCGAUCCAAGUCUGAACCCGAGGACGGUAAUAGUCAGGAAGACGCCUCUUCCCAAGGGUCAGAAGAUGAGAAGGAGGUUGAGUGUCCGAGGUGGAAGAGACAUUUGGCGCGACAGAAACGCAAGCGAAAGGAAAGCUGCAGCAGCAGUUCCCACAGUUCUGCUUCUGAAAGCGAAGAGGAGGAAGAGUCCUCUGCCUCUGAGAAGUCCUCUGCCAGCUCAGGGUCCCAGAGCAGUCCAAAGAGAAAAAGCCACAAGAGGUCAUGGGUCAGUGAAAAGGGUGCCGCCCACCACUCUCGACAACACCGGAGGAACGCCUCUGAGGCAGACAGUGACCAGUCGUACAGGGAACCCCAGAGAGGAGCGUGUGGAACGCGUAUCAAGACCCGAAACCGUGGUAAACGGACGGUGACGUAUCAUGACAGCGAAUGA